UUCCUUGCUCGUACGUCACGGAUUGCGAGGGAAGCUCAAUGGCGGGAUUUCCCGUCUUCGGUGCAAUUUUUUUCUGGAGAAGCGGAACGGUGCUUCUGCUAGAUCGAAAGAAGGAAAGAAAAUGUCCAAGGCAUUCUUUUCGAUCGUAGCGCGAAUGGGGAAGCUGUGAAAGGAGUGGGGUAAACCUUAGCCUUAUCUCUCAGGAAGGAGCUCCGGCUGAGCAUUGAAGGGCGUCUUCUGGCAGACGAAUGGAACGCUGUGCUGUGCUGAGCGGUGGAAAGUCGAGCCAGGAUAAGCGGGCUGCUGGCAGAACGGGGGCGGCGGGAGCACCAAGGGUGUUGCUUCAUCUUCAGCCUGGAUCCAAGAAUGGGCAUUAUAACCUAUGAUGAUUACUCCAGUUCACCGCUUCAGAGAUAUUGAGAGGAAACCAGAAUAUCUUCAACCGGACAAGUGUGUCCCACCUCCCAGCCACAGUUCCUCAGGAACAAUGUGGUUUAUUCGAGAUGGUUGUGGUAUUGCCUGUGCCGUUAUCACCUGGCUCCUGGUAUUUUAUGCUGACUUUGUAGUCAUCCUCGUAAUGCUGCUUCCAUCAAGAGACUAUAUUUAUAGUGUAAUCAAUGGAAUAGUUUUCAAUACUUUGGCAUUCCUGGCUCUGGCUUCACAUUUGAGAGCAAUGUUAACAGAUCCAGGUGCAGUGCCCAAAGGUAAUGCCACAAAAGAGUUCAUAGAGAGCUUACAGCUGAAGCCAGGACAAGUAGUUUAUAAGUGUCCAAAAUGCUGUAGUAUCAAACCGGACAGAGCACAUCACUGCAGUGUUUGCAAAAGAUGUAUACGGAAAAUGGAUCACCACUGCCCAUGGGUUAAUAACUGUGUAGGAGAGAACAACCAGAAAUACUUUGUACUGUUUACAAUGUAUAUAGCUCUAAUUUCUCUGCAUGCUCUAAUCAUGGUUGGAUUCCACUUCCUAUAUUGUUUGGAAGAAGACUGGACAAAGUGCAGUUCUUUCUCUCCACCAACUACUGUGAUCCUUCUGAUCCUCUUGUGCUUUGAGGCUCUCCUUUUUCUCAUUUUCACAUCUGUAAUGUUUGGAACGCAGGUACAUUCCAUCUGCACUGAUGAAACAGGAAUAGAACAGUUGAAAAAAGAAGAGAGAAGAUGGGCUAAAAAAACAAAAUGGAUGAACAUGAAAGCAGUAUUCGGCCAUCCGUUCUCUAUAGUUUGGCUUAGCCCAUUUGCUACUCCAGACCAAGGAAAAGCCGACCCAUAUCAGUAUGUGGUCUAAGAAUUCAUGACAACAUUUUCACCCAAACAAAACUGCAUUUGCGGCACUAUGGCUAUUACACAUGAAUGUUUCCAAUGAAAAAAACUUUUGUUUAAAGAAAAACUGCCUGUAAAAAGGCAGAUAACUGCAAAGAAAAGAUGAGGGGGGGGAAAGGUCUGUAUUCUGCAAACGUUGUUAAUUCUUCAUCUCUAGCUGAAGCGUUUUCUUCUUCUUUUUACUUAAUAAUUUGACUGGCUUAUUUUUUCCCUGUCUGCUUGCUGACACAGCUAAUGUAAAGGAGAAACUCCUCUCUCUCUGCCCACCUAUGCUGACUGUGUAGUAUUUGCACAACCACUAAACAACAGCCUAUGCCAGGAAUAUCAUCUUAUAUGUGUAGUCAUGAACUUCUUUGUGGCAGAAAUUAUUUUAUAUUGUGGUAUUUUGUGUGCGCUUGAGUUAAAGCCUCACAUAAUGUCUGACAUAAUGGAAGAGGAAAAUAUGGCUCAACUAGAAAGCCGGUUGAUAACUUUGCUUAGUUUUUAAGCUUUAAAAUAUGUUGCCAAUACUAUUGUAUUUUGGAGAGCUACAGAAUUCUUCUUGUGCUGUUUUUAAACCAUAUCUUUCUGGAAAGCAGGAAUUGUUGUCACUAUUGGUUAUAUAAAGGAAGGUUGUGAUAUGUAUGGCUUUGUAAUGCCUUAUAAUUGAAGAAAUAUGAGAAGUUGAUUUAAAUGUGUAGAAUAGCAAGAUAAAAUUUGUAUUAAUUAAAAAAAGGGGAAUGGUUAAUGAAUAGAGUUCAUGUAUAGAAGAGGCUUAAAAUCCAGGUAAAAGUCUAGCAUUGUCCUCUAAUUUUCUUUUUAACAUUACCUUCUUUUUAUAUCUUUAGAUACUUGUUCUGCUGUAAUUCUGUACAUAAAUACAUACAUACAUACAUACAUACAUACAUACAUACAUACAUACAUACAUACAUAACAAUUAGAACUAUCAUGUAUAAAAAGAUCAUGCAUGCCUUCAUUCAUGAUUACAUGGAUGGCAAACUGUAUACAUAGUAAGAGCUUGGAGAUGAGGACUAAAAAGAAGGCAUUCUGUUUAAAACAAACAUAAGUAGAACAUCUUACACACAAACUGAGUGAGUCUGUAAUGCUUUGGCAGGGAUUUCAUUGCAUAUUUUAGAUUUAAAAAUUCUGAUGGUCUCAUUUUGAAAAUAAUGUGAAUGCUGCAUUUUUUUCAGUACUGUCAAUGCUUCCAUAUGGGAAACAAAUGCAAUAAAUCUUUUCUGAACUCUGCUUCUGUGCCUUUAUUUAAAACAAGUUCUUUUAAAUUCCAUUGUCCUCUAGAUUGUAAGUAGUUGAGUAAUUAGUGUUAAAUUUAUUUGAAUCAAAAAGUACUUUGGCUACACUUUUAUAUUCUAUCGUGCAUUCAACAAGCAAGCAGACAUUUUUGUAACAAAACUACUUUCUUAUUUCCACAAUUACAUAUUAAAAUGCUUAGUGCAGAAGAAUGUAUUUUGUGGAUCAGUAACCCUUGAUGAAAUGCAUUAAGAGAUGUUUUGAAAAAAAUACAUAAGAAAAAGAAAUAGAUUUUUUACCUAUCAAUCUUGAAGUAAGAGUCACUGAGUUCAGUGAAACUUAUUUUAAGCGAUUAUAUUUAGAUCAUAAUUUAGAUUUUUUUAUGAAUGAUACUAUAAGUAUUAGCCUAUUAGACAAAGAACCUCAGUGAUUUAUAAAACAAGAUAUUGAAAAGAGAAUAUGAAAAUGUGUCUAAGUCUUACUCUACAUAUUAAAAGUAAUUUACCACAUUUAUUCCAGCAGACCAAUUUUCCAGUGAUGAGAGAGCAUUUUCUGAUCCAGUUUUCAUCAGUUUUCUAACUGUAGAAUUUUAUCUCCAUGGAGGCUUGGAUCAUUUUGAUGAAUUUUUGGCAGGAUAUUCUACGUUUUUCUAAGUUUUAAAUAUUUCGCUAGAUAUAAAAUAGAUCUGAGGAUGGGUGUUGUUGUAAUAAUAACUGUAUUAUUUUAUGGUGUAUUUUUGGUGGAUCAUAAAAAUUAUACUGCAAUGAAUUUGUCACAGGAUACCAUUUUGGAUUUGCUAUAAUAAACUAGUUUGUCUAUCUCUGAAAAAAAUGUCAAAUAAUUAUAUGUUUGCCUAGCUAUCAAUAAAUACAAUUAUUUACAUUCAAAUCAAAUAAAUGAUUUUACAUUGAA
Messenger RNA from Thamnophis elegans (Western terrestrial garter snake), 3459 nucleotides. It is a transcript of the gene ZDHHC3, whose product is annotated as zinc finger DHHC-type palmitoyltransferase 3. Gene Ontology annotation, cellular component: endoplasmic reticulum; Golgi apparatus. NCBI's taxonomy places the organism in Eukaryota, Metazoa, Chordata, Lepidosauria, Squamata, Natricidae. Gene Ontology annotation, molecular function: protein-cysteine S-palmitoyltransferase activity. The coding region runs from base 383 to 1282 and encodes 299 amino acids. The transcript has 8 exons. The record is from RefSeq and is a predicted model, not a curated record. Gene Ontology annotation, biological process: peptidyl-L-cysteine S-palmitoylation; protein targeting to membrane.